UGGGUGGUCUGAGCCCGGCUUUGGGCUGGGCUCGGGCUGUCACACAAUGGCUGGAAGUCGUGACUUCGUCUCCUUCGUGCCGCAUGGUUUUCAACGCCCUUGACCCGCCGGUUCCUUUUGUUUGGGAAGCAUGGGGCCGCAUCCAGUCCUUCGGAUUUGGGGAAAUAGAAAGGCUACAGCGGCGUCCCUAGGCCGUUCUGGAAGUCGCCUGUCCGGCCCUUGGCCGCUGCGAGUCGCACCCACCUUGAUCUUUACUCAGACCAGCAGGUGUUCCUUCAAUGGUGCCUUAGCUGCUGUUCCUGUCCAGGACCUGGGCUCCACUGUCAUAAAAGAAGUCUUGAAGAGGGCCACGGUGGCUCCGGAAGAUGUGUCUGAGGUCAUCUUUGGACAUGUUUUGGCAGCAGGCUGUGGGCAGAAUCCUGUUAGACAAGCCAGUGUGGGUGCAGGAAUUCCCUACCCUGUUCCAGCAUGGAGCUGCCAGAUGAUCUGUGGGUCAGGCCUAAAAGCUGUGUGCCUUGCAGCCCAGUCAAUAGGGAUAGGAGACUCCAGCAUUGUGGUUGCAGGAGGCAUGGAAAAUAUGAGCAAGGCUCCUCACUUGGCUUACUUGAGAACAGGAGUAAAGAUAGGUGAGAUGCCACUGACUGACAGUAUACUCUGUGAUGGUCUUACAGAUGCAUUUCACAACUGUCAUAUGGGUAUUACAGCUGAAAAUGUAGCCAAAAAAUGGCAAGUGAGUAGAGAAGAUCAGGACAAGGUUGCAGUUCUGUCCCAGAACAGGACAGAGAAUGCACAGAAAGCUGGCCAUUUUGACAAAGAGAUUGUACCAGUUUUGGUGUCAACUAGAAAGGGUCUUAUUGAAGUUAAAACAGAUGAGUUUCCUCACCAUGGGAGCAACAUAGAAACCAUAUCCAAGCUAAAGCCUUGCUUUCUUACCGAUGGAACGGGAACAGUCACCCCAGCCAAUGCUUCAGGAAUGAAUGAUGGUGCUGCAGCUGUGGUUCUUAUGAAGAAGUCAGAAGCUGAUAAACGUGGGCUUACACCUUUAGCACGGAUAGUUUCCUGGUCCCAAGUGGGUGUGGAGCCUUCCAUUAUGGGAAUAGGACCAAUUCCAGCCAUAAAGCAAGCUGUUACAAAAGCAGGUUGGUCACUGGAGGAUGUUGACAUAUUUGAAAUCAAUGAAGCCUUUGCAGCCCUCUCUGUUGCAAUAGUUAAAGAACUUGGAUUAAACCCAGAGAAGGUCAACAUUGAAGGAGGGGCUAUAGCCUUGGGCCACCCUCUUGGAGCAUCUGGCUGUCGAAUUCUUGUGACCCUGUUACACGCACUGGAGAGAACGGGCGGAAGUCGUGGUGUUGCAGCACUGUGCAUUGGGGGUGGGAUGGGAAUAGCAAUGUGUGUUCAGAGAGGAUGAAUUGCUUAAACUUUGAACAACUUCAAUUUCUUUUUAAACUAAUAAAGUACUAGGUUGUAAUAUGUGAAAUCAGAGGACCAAAGUACAGAUGGGAGCCAUUUCCUACAUCACAAAAACCCAAGUUUACAGCUUGUACUUUAAUGCAUAAUACUCAACUCAAGGUACAAGACAAUUGCAUUUAACAUUGUUAUAAAUAAGAGACAUCAGAUCAAUCA
Molecule: messenger RNA, 1623 nt
Organism: Nomascus leucogenys (northern white-cheeked gibbon)
Lineage: Eukaryota; Metazoa; Chordata; Mammalia; Primates; Hylobatidae
Gene: ACAT2
Product: acetyl-CoA acetyltransferase 2
Biological process (GO): fatty acid beta-oxidation
Molecular function (GO): acetyl-CoA C-acetyltransferase activity
Source: RefSeq, a predicted model, not a curated record